CGCAAACUCUUCAGACACGCAGCCCUCUUCAAGAAGUUGCGCCCGGUACACAUGAGCGGCGACGAAACUGAUGGCCCUGUUAAAACCCACCCUGCGAAGUUCCGAAUUGUGGAGGCACGCUGGCAGAGCCUCGAAUUCAAGACUUUUAUGCGGGCCCUGGACACCAUGUACCGCGAGGAUUGGGCAAUGCCUGUAGGCAUUCGUGCAACGAGUGGGAACCCCCCUCGUUUCCGUGUCGAAGAGGGAGCCCGUGUUGAAGAUGGUGUUGCACCGCCUCACCUAUGGCGCAACUGCUAUGACGAGGGAUGGCUAAAAUCCCUCAAAAUUCACGUUCUACAGUCCCUACAGAUCAUUGAUGCCAAUUACGAUUUUACCCUCAAAGGAUGA
This is a messenger RNA of Fomitopsis serialis, 387 nucleotides long. RefSeq lists its product as uncharacterized. NCBI's taxonomy places the organism in Eukaryota, Fungi, Basidiomycota, Agaricomycetes, Polyporales, Fomitopsidaceae. The annotation marks the transcript as partial. The transcript has a single exon. The record is from RefSeq and is a predicted model, not a curated record.